Molecule: messenger RNA, 918 nt
Organism: Lindgomyces ingoldianus
Lineage: Eukaryota; Fungi; Ascomycota; Dothideomycetes; Pleosporales; Lindgomycetaceae
Exons: 10
Coding region: 1-918 (305 amino acids)
Source: RefSeq, a predicted model, not a curated record
AUGCUCUCCGUCGGCGUAAUUCCAAGUGAUUUGACAAAGCGUUCAGGUGAAGCUGUAGUCGUCGCUGAGAAGUACGGUGAUGCCUCAGCGGUACAUUUCACUGACUCUCAAUUGCUACGCCAAGUUGUUUUUGUAGCCUAUUUAUUCAGCUUUGGAGUUAGGAUAACCAAACUUUUCGGCUUCAUAAAGUGUGUUGAUGAGCCAGUUGAUUCCUGGGCUAGUGUGGUAGAUGAUAUUGACUCCAUGUUUCACACACAUCUUGACGCUGUCUCGAGCUCGGGCGUGGGCACACAGUCUGAUACCUUGUCGGCGAACAAUCUUACGCGCUAUGAGUCUCGAAAAUCCUUCGCCAGACAUACUGAGCUUCAUCUUGUCAACGCCGAUUUUGAUGUGAUGACGAAUCAUCUCUCGCAUUUGGAGCGGUCCUUUGGUAAAUGCUGUGAUGCUAGGAACGAGUUAGCCAUCUUGGACUUCUAUCUCUUGACCAUUUGCAAAGUAUCUCUGUCUUUCGCAGAUGCGCGGCUAAAUUACGUGGUAUUUCCAGAGUCAGGAUAUUUCUUCGCCCAGUCACGCAAGGUUGAUACAAAGAGUGAGACGGCACCUUCAAUGAUUUUCACGUCUUUCCACGAGGAUUUUAGAAUCCUACGGUGUCCCUUUCAUCUGGCAGUUCUUGGGCUUGAUUUGCGAGAUCUGGCCUAUCAUACCAUUUGUGUGUACUACGGAAAGGGUCAUACUGUGGCCUCUGUUGGAGUAGCGGGGUUGGAAACGUGGGGUAGUGAAGAUUCAAUUACGUCCCUUCAAACUUCAAAUUUCCUAGUAGUAUGGCGAAAGAUUGAACCGCUUGUAAAGUCUUAUGCCGGCGGGGAAGUGGAAGCAAGGCUACCAGGCACAGAGAAACGAAGAAUAAUGAAAGACUAA